Messenger RNA from Dichomitus squalens LYAD-421 SS1, 1510 nucleotides. RefSeq lists its product as uncharacterized. The transcript is spliced from 3 exons. The annotation marks the transcript as partial. Lineage: Eukaryota; Fungi; Basidiomycota; Agaricomycetes; Polyporales; Polyporaceae. The record is from RefSeq and is a predicted model, not a curated record.
AAGACGUCUUCUUCUCGACUCCGGAGCCAGCGCGCGAAGCGUGAACCUGGGGAAAAGCCUUGCUGCCUCACCGUCGAUAUCCUGGAUCGAUUUGUUGGAGGAAGACCGGACAUGAAAUGUAGGUCGUCAACUUCUCUAUACUCAUUACCACUCGCGCACUCCCCCGUCGACCAUCAUGCAGCGCGGCUCUUCCCAAUCACUUCACAGUGUGGGCGCAAUCAGCUCUGCGAGUCGUCUGAUGACUCAUGAGAGGCUGGGUGAUCCCGCGCACUAUCGCCCCUAAAUCCCUCAAGGUUAGCGCAGGGGCAAGACCUUGCGUGCUUCUUCAAGUAUGGAUCGCCGCGGAUGUUCAGAUACGGUUGCUUCCCUGCGUACUGGUCCCGCUACGCACCGCAGACACAAGUGAUCGCGAACUCUGACUCCAUUGAUGUCGCUAGCCACCAGAUAAUUCAUCUCACAGCAGGCGACAACCCGCAUUCCAGCAUCCAUGAAAUGACCACCGUCCUGCUCUUCCUCUCUGCGCCUCAGGCUGGUCGAGCAUCGCAGGCUGGUCGGGAUCUCACGCGUUCGCGCCUACCAAAUUAUAAGUUCCCAGGCUGCCUCACUGGGAAGGAUUUCUCCAUCACCUCGCGUCGUUUAGGUUCGAACGUCAAAUAUAUCGCGACCCUGUUCGCCUACCAGAAGAUAGAAUUAUUCCGACUUCGCGCAAGGCACAAGCAUUCAGUCUAAUCUUCCAAUCCACGAAUCUCGGAGGUUGCCCCCAAACCUCGUCGACGUGCUAUUGCAGCUGAUCACUCCUUGCAAAAAUUGCGGCCCCCCGGAUUUCCACCUCGUGAGACCACGGCCGUUAUCAGGAUCGCGCUCGUGUACAAUUCCGACGCCCGGAAUUCACGCAACACCACCGAUAUCUCUAUGAACGCAUUACGGUCGACGAUACGCGACGCACCCGCCGACCGGACGUUCCCUCAACUGCACCCCUACAACCGCGUGAACGUCUCUGCAAAUCGCCGGAUUUUACUUCGGCCCCCUAACCCGAUCUGCACACAAUCUGUGAAGCCGUCUGCUAUGGUUCCGAACUGAUUCUGUGCUGCUCCGAUAAUCGCUGCUGGCAUAUGUAUCGCAAUGACGUGAAGACGUCGCCCCGAGCAUGGAAGCAGAUGAGAAGCCUCCUACUGUUCAGUCUGCGGCAGAUCACGACGAAUGACUUACGCUAUCAGCUGCAGCGCUCGCGUAGGUGAACUUGCUGAACAUCGCUCAAGCAAACUCGCCAGCCGGAGGGCCUCGAUCAAGCACAAGCGAAGGCAAGCGAGGUCACCGACCGUCAAGUCGCCACGGCGUGCUACCCACAGCGCAGCCCCCCACGCUCCCCGUGUCCCCGUGUGCACGAAGAUAUGUAGAAUUCCUGGAAUUCCAAAGCUUCCUGGGCCUCGCCAGGCCCCGCGCGGAAGACGCCGGGGUGGGCGGAGCGCUGAUCGAUACACACUCGCCGCAGCGCGAGGCUCGAGUUCCC